GUUCGUUGGUGCCUUGUAGCAGUCAAACACUCUCUGUCGCUCUCCUGUGAUUUCCUUUCGUCACUUUCGUUCACACCCCUCUUUCACGAUGAAGUUUGCCAUUCUCGCUGCGCUCUGCGCGUCAUCGGCCUUGGCGUUCACGCCGCAGAAAAGCCGGGUCACCCCGUCCGUCUCCACGUCCGCCGCCGUCGACGACAUGCCGGGAGCGAUCAACUUUGCCGCCAAGGAAUUCAAGUUCGAUCCGCUCAAGUUGGCGGAAACGUACGAACCAUUCUUGCCCUGGUUCCGCGAGAGUGAACUCCGCCACGGACGUACCGCCAUGCUCGCCGUCGUCGGCUUUAUCGCCACCGACUUUGUCCGCAUCCCCGGGGAAGCCUACUCCUUCGCCGCCAUUCCCAAGACCAUUGACGCACACGACGCUCUCCUCAAGUCCGGUCCCAUGUACCAGUUGCUCUUGUGGAUUGGACUCUGGGAUCUCAUCGUUACGGCACCCGCCGCCGUGGCCGCGGCCAAGGGCGAACGCACUCCCGGUGACUUUGGCUGGACCCUGAUGGCUCCCAAGGAUGACGCCAAGAUGCAAAAGAAGAAGGAUUCCGAAUUGCUCAACGGAAGAUUGGCCAUGGUUGCCGUCGGAGGUAUUGCUACUCAGAGUGUCAUUACCGGACACGGCUUUCCCUACAUCUAAACGCCCGCGUGAGCUCCACUCUCUGAUUUGGACGACGCCCCCGUAGAAUGGUUGGCUAGUAAAACAACUCGUUCGGACGCCACUCUAGGUUGUACGCGUGUUUACGUAUACACACACUUUCAUAUAUAUG
Phaeodactylum tricornutum CCAP 1055/1 is the source of this 815-nucleotide messenger RNA. RefSeq names its product protein fucoxanthin chlorophyll a/c protein (gene Lhcr14). Lineage: Eukaryota; Bacillariophyta; Bacillariophyceae; Surirellales; Neidiaceae. The transcript is spliced from 2 exons. Bases 89 to 685 code for a protein of 198 amino acids. Gene Ontology annotation, biological process: photosynthesis, light harvesting in photosystem I; response to light stimulus. Gene Ontology annotation, cellular component: membrane. The record is from RefSeq and is a predicted model, not a curated record.